Messenger RNA from Magallana angulata, 10510 nucleotides. RefSeq lists its product as uncharacterized. Gene Ontology annotation, biological process: detection of mechanical stimulus. The record is from RefSeq and is a predicted model, not a curated record. Lineage: Eukaryota; Metazoa; Mollusca; Bivalvia; Ostreida; Ostreidae. Gene Ontology annotation, molecular function: calcium channel activity; protein binding. Bases 41 to 8269 code for a protein of 2742 amino acids. The transcript is spliced from 24 exons. Gene Ontology annotation, cellular component: membrane.
GAGAGAACGACUGGAAUGGUAUGCGCACAGACCUACAGAUAUGAAGCGACUUUGCCUGGUUAUUCUUUUCCUUCCCUUGCUAAUCGCACUUUAUCCUGUUGAUGGCAAAGUUCUGGAAAAUCAGACUGUCCACUUCAAUAAUUCCAUAGUAUACAGAACAAGACAACCCAUCGAGUUCAAAAUAACUGCUCAGACUGACUUGACUAUUUCCAAUGACCAGAUUACGGUUUUUCUGUUUUACUCUGACGGUAGUGAGAGUGAGUACGACACAGCAGCAUCGGAAUUACGCAAUCUGAGCACCGCAGCUCCACGUCUCCAUUCGUACUUCUACCAGGGGAACUACUCCGUAUAUGGAUUGUUGUCAUAUAAUGGAACCAAUUAUUUUACUUCAAGGAAAACAGUUUACAUCUGGGAUCCGAUAACUAUGGAACUGUCAACAAAAGAUUUUGCAGCCGUGAACGAGCAGAUUCAAAUUUCCUUUACUUCGUCUCCGUAUUGGAACGUUUAUUACGUCAUUGACUUUGGAGAUAAUAACACCAUUCAAAACACAGCGGGAUCUUUCCAUGACCAAUUCGUGCCCAGUACCAUUGCUCAUUCCUAUGUAGCUCUUGGACCUUAUAAUAUAACGCUUAGGGCUUGGAACUCGAUGUAUACGCACUUUCACAGCAAAAUGAUAAAGAUAGAGCAUCCCAUACCAACUGGAAGUUUGUCUAUUUCCCCAACAACUGAAUAUAUCCCUUAUCCUGACGGCAAAGUCAUUUUAACCCUACACUACUCAUCAAUGAAUCAGGACCCUACAAGUGUAAAGUGUAAAUUUAACUAUGGCGAUGGAGAAGAAACGCUUGCUGUAAAUUUAACAAAUAAUUCUCCAGUUGAACGGACUCACUUUUAUGAGGCACCAGGCACUAUGAAUGUGGUAUUUACGUGCACCAAUGGUAUAUCCGAGCAAGCUGUACACGCAACAAUGUAUGUAGAAUCAUACUCAUUAUCCGACUUUAGUUUUAGUUAUCCAAAUCCCGUUUCAAUGAGUAUGGAAUUAGAGCCAGUCAUUCCCACAUCCGAAUAUAGGCAUUUUUACAAAUCCGUCACAAUUCCUGUUAAUGUAACAUUUACCAUUUCAAUGAAAAACUUUAAAAAAUUUCCGCCCGGUUUAUCAGUUACUUGGGAUUUCAAAGACGGAGCACCUCCCGAAACUUUCCAGUUGGUGUCACCCCAAGUAACACACACUUUUUCCAGCAAACGUGGGACCUAUGCCAUGGUUAUCAAAAUAGGAUCCGGAAAGAGCGUGAAAACAUAUAGCCUUACAAUAACAUUAGGGGUGAUACAAUUGUCGUGUAGUUCUCAAAGGUUUGAUUUGCGGGACACCUAUGUAUAUCUAUAUGCACAAGGUAUAUAUGGUUCUCCUUCCUACUUCUUGAACGUCGACACCAAUUCUCACACUGGCAUAUAUUCAUACACAUAUAACGUAAAUCAUUAUAUGAAUGGAACUUAUUUCACUUUUAAGUACAUGAUGUAUGGGUUCUACUUUCCAUCCGUCUAUGCAGUACAUGCAAACGGAGAAAGGGAAACGGUGUUUCUUGACCAGUUUCUGAUAGCAGACCUUUCCGUAGAAGACAGUUUGAGUCUCAUCGUUCAGCCCAAACAGAUACCUCUUCCCCCAGGAUACGCCGAAUUUAAAGUAAUAUCAUCUUCGAGUACCACACGACCAUUUGUUACAUGUGAAAUGAAACCAGGGGAUGCAGUUGAUCGCGAUAGUGUUUACGUUAAAACACAGAAUAUAUCAUCUACCGAACCAUUGGUUUUCAAAUAUGUUUACACCAGCCUUGGAGCAAAUACUGUUACAAUAAAUUGUUCAAACUACAUAUCUGUCAAAACUAUGACAGAAGUAGCAACUACGGUAAAUACCUGUUUUGACCCUCAUGGUAUUUUUGAUCGUCAGCAUUCAAUACCAACCAAUCCAUUGAAAGUCUUCUCUGCAUACGAUCUUUACAUUUCAAAUCGAAUGAACAUACUCUGCCAAGACGAAAAUGCUUAUUUUGAAUGGAAUUUGUUCCAAACGGACAACACCAACACCAUUGGUUUACCCAUUGAUUAUGAAAAUCCUUUGAAGGAAGGUCAAGGUAGAUUCCUAAUAAAAAGAAAAUCAUUUACAGAUGGACUGUACAACUUAACUCUCAAUGUGACACUUAGUACCACUUGGAUUUCGGAAUACAUGUUUAUUCAAUUCCAUAGCUCGUAUCCCUUUGCUUACAUAGUAGGAGGUGAUUACGUCAUUGGAUCAAAGGAUAUGACGUUCGAUGCUUUAGCUGAAUCACGAAUUGAUUACCAAAUCUUCGGAGGAAACGAAAACUUAACCUUUUCAUGGAAAUGUACCAGAAUUUCACGUGUACAACUUACUCAAACUGAAAUAAUCAUUAAUGAAACACCGCUGAGUACGUGUUCCUUCAAAGAAAUAUCACAUGGGGUUGUUCAGCUGAGUUCCGGAAUUUUAACUGACUAUGAGUAUGCUGUUACAGUGACAGUGCACCAGGGAUCUUCCCAGAGAACUUUUACACAGAUUGCAUCAAUUACCGAGGAGGGACCAACAUUAGCUAUCAACUGUAGCCUUAAUUGCAACAACAAAGUUGCUAUAUCAUCAAAGGUUGCAUUAGUGGCUUGGUGUCAAUCAUGUGUACAAGAGGAGGCUAUUAAGUAUGACUGGAAAAUAUGGGAAGAAUUAAAUGGAAAAUACCAUGUAUUUCAACUGUCUGCAGAUUUAUAUGAAAACGAUACAACAAGUAAAAAAGAAGCUUUCGUGAUAUCCAGCAACGUUUUAAAUCCUGGUAAGAAGUACAUUGUGACAUUAUUUGUCACAACGGGCAACGAAACAGAACAAGAAGGCAAGGUGUACAGAAGAAUACACACAAACGUGCCACCUACCGGUGGAAUUUGUUCCGUUACAUUACAAACAGAUAUUGUAUCACCAAUCUUAAGCGUUAAUUGCUCAAACUGGAUCGACCCUGAUGACAGUUUACAAACAUUGGUAUACCUGUUUGAAACAGUAAUACGCAGAAACCUGACACACGGCGAAGAUGAUGUUGUCACAAUUAUAUACGAAGGAAGUGAAAGUGGCAUUGCUGAUGUGCCUAUUCAGGCCGGGGAUCCAGUUUUUGGCUAUGUUGUGACUGUCAGAGUGCGAGUCUUUGAUAUCUAUGGAGAUUACGGAACCUUUACGAAAAACAUAACGGUGUAUCCUCCAUACUAUCCUACGGACGAAUCUUCUAUUGAGGCAUCAUUUGUUCACUUUGAUAAAAAGUUUAGCGAGCAUUAUUUGUCUGGAAAUGACAUACAAACACUGUGUUUCAUUGGAGCAGUGGCUUCCUGUUUCAAGCAGUUCCCUUACAAAGAAAAUACCACACGCGAAGAAGAUGUGCUUCGAGGAGUCGAGUCUAUCUAUAUUGAUGAUACGCAUGGAGGACCUAUAUUUUUAAACUAUCAAAAAAAGGUAAUAAAGCUAAUGCGACUAGUAGAAAAGAUCAUCACACCUGGUUGCAACAACUCACAAGGAAGAUUCAACUUAGCAGACUUACAGGUCAUAUACAGCACUCUUGAUGCACUGACUCGUUACCAGCCUUACCUCACACUGGAAGCUGUGAACGUAACAACAUAUAUCAUAAAAUUAUCGAUGGGGUGUUUGGAAUAUGGAGCAAGAGAUCCUCUUUCGGUAGACUCUGUGGACAAACUGACAUUAGUGGGUAAAGUUUUUCAUCGAGUAUUGGAUAAUGUAUUAAACAAGAUGUUGCCACAAAAACUCCAAAACUUGGAUGAGGAACUUUCAGAAGAAGACAUCAGAACAGAACUUAUUUUGAAAAUCACUCGAUUUCUGCAAGAAGCAUCAUUAUUAAAACAAAAGCAAGAAAAUAUAUCUUUAGAUCACCGACUCAUCAAUACUCAAGCCUCCAAUUUGUAUAAAAUCAGAGAACACGAGCGAUCCAAGCAGAUUGAUCAGCGUGAAAUGGCAAGAAUAAACAUUCCUGUUAUUCUAAACAGUCUCCGUGACUUUGUUAAAGUUUUGGAGAAAAUCGUCGCACUAGGAGAACGAAUCUUUCUUGAUGGACUUCACGUGCUUGAACUCAUGAUUAGAAAAGUAUCAGUCAACAGUCUGUCGGUGACUAAAGAUCCGUUUUUUGCUGGGAUCAAUCAAGGAAAUGGUUCUGUGCAACACUCUACCUACUUGACAUUAUCGGUCAUUAACUUUCUGAAGAAUCCUUUUAUAUACGGUGAGAAUGCAUCUCUUGCCACUUCUUCCGUGCCCGUCAUAGAAAUACCACAGAACACAUCAGUAGACUCCAUUAUUCCGAAUAAUCAGAAGCCAAAGUACGAAAAAUACAUUCCAUUAAUGAACCCAGCAUUUUCAGAACAAAUGAUAUUUUUCUCAUUUGAUGUCAUAAAUGAUGAAGAUGCUGGCCUUUUAUAUUUAAAACCCGAUGAUUUAGAUAUGUCCAACCAAGAAAACAAUACUUUAUACUCGUUUUACUUCUGUUCCACAACUUUUCCAACAUCUAGUAGAUAUGAUUAUAUUAAAGAGUUAGGAAUAAGAGAUUGGACUAAUUACGGUUUUAAAGUCUUCUUACCAGGAGGAGUUUGUGGAAAAGGAAUUUGUUUUCUUGGAAUCAAACCACUUACAGUAGCAAAAGCUUUAGGUGUGCUGAAAUCAAGGAGGAGACGAUCAUUAGGAAACACCAGCGCUAAUGAAACUACUACUAAUACGACAACAUUAGAUUUUGUUCCCGCGAAAGCUAACUUUAGCAUAAUAAUCAUAACAACCGGAUGUAGAACAUGGGAUAAUGACAAUAAUUCAUGGACAAUGGACGGUUGCACUGUUCUUCCAAUGAGUGAUUUAAACCACACUCUGUGUCGGUGUAUAGGAGAUACUUUUUCAUCUUCGUUUUAUGUCCCUCCAAACGUCAUCAAUUUCCGUACAGUUUGGGGCAAAUUUGACGCAUCAAACGCAUCGGUGUAUGGAACGCUGAUCGGCGUCUUUAUAAUUUAUUUGGUGUUGGUAAUCUUGCUACGAAAACAAGAUAGAAAGGAUUCAGAAAAGUGGGCAGUGUCAUUUCUCUCGGAUCAUAAAACAUCAGAUGUAUACUUCUAUUUGAUAAGUGUUUAUACUGGGCUACGAAAAGGAGCUGGUACAAAAUCAAAUGUAUACUUUAUGGUGACGGGAGAGCAAUGCGAUACAGGAAUUCGUGUCUUGAAUGAUGGAAGAAAAAAGGAAUUCACUACAUCGAGCGUAAACACAUUUUUCUUUGGAACAACGGAACCUUUAGGAGAUUUAUUGUAUUUACGAAUAUGGCAUGACAACACUGGACCACUUGGACUUCAAAGUUGGUUUCUAAGCAAAAUAAUUAUCGACGACUUGCAGAGCAGAGAAAGGUAUUGCUUCUAUUGCAACAAAUGGCUGGCUAUUGAUGAUGGAGAUUGUACUCUUGAUCGCAUUAUUCCAGUCUCGACAGCAAAUAAUAUUUCUCUCAAAACACGUCUUUCUGACGAAACACAGACUCAAAUUACGGAACACCAUUUAUGGUUAUCACUGCUUCUUCGUCCACGACAAAGUAAAUUCACACGUGUUCAAAGACUUUCGUGCUUACUGGCUCUCUUAUGUCUGAUAAUGAUAUCAAAUGCUAUGUUUUUCCGAUCCUCCGACGAGAACCAAAAUGUAGACCAGGUGAAGUUUGGAAUUCUUAAAAUUUCUAUGUCGACGUUUUUUAUAUCCAUUAUAGGAAUUUUGAUAUCUAACCCACCUAUUAUUUUCGCUUCAUUUGUAUUUAGUCACAUUAACAACGAACAAUCUACCAAACGGAACUAUUCCAAAUUGACUAGAACAUGUGAAAAAGAUGACAGUCACUUUACUAAGAUUGACGCCUCAGAAAUGGAUGUUUUCCAACAAAAAAUUGACAAGUUUCCACAUUGGCUAUACUAUGUUGCUUGGAUAAUUUUAGCGUUGGCCGUGUUAUCAUCCUGUUUUUUCUUAAUUUUGUACAGUAUGGAAUGGGGUAAUGCAAAAUCAGAGGAAUGGAUCUCUUCUUUCGUUUUCUCUGUAGUGGAAUCCUUGGCUAUAGUCGAUCCCAUAAAAGUUCUCAUUUUAGCAAUCACUUUUACAACAGUAUUGAAGAAUAUGAUGCAAGAGGACGCGCCUAGGGUUAAUCUACAAAAAGUACGAUCAUUUGCUAUGGUGCCAAAUAAGUAUCAAGAGACAAACAUUUCAGAUUUAACAAAUUACGUUUUACCAACAUAUGAUAUACUCUCCAAAGAAGAAAUUAAAGAGUUAAGGAAAAAAUGUCAUGAUGAAUCCCAAGCAAAAGCAGCUCUUAGGAACCUUAUAUUUUUUACCAUAUACAUCAUCGCUAUUUACUUGAUUAGCUACAAGGAACGCGACCAACGGUCUUUUUAUUUAAAGCAGAACUUAGAAAACUAUCUUCUUACUGGAAAACAAGGAUUCUCAACUAUAAAAAACCAAAGUGGUUUUUAUAAAUGGUUGAAUAACACCUUCAUCCAAGCAUAUUAUCCCGUCAAUAACUAUGCAAACGAGCCAUUGACAGUCGUGGAUCGUCAAUGGUUUCAAGAUAUGGCGAGUAUUCGUGUUGGACCUGCCCGGCUGCGACAAGUUCGAAUGAAGUCAACUCCUUGCAAAUAUUCAAAGUUGCUAGAAAGUUAUCCAUGCAUAGAGACUUAUUCGGAAGAAGACGAAGACCAGAGCUCAUAUUGCUUACAGUGGAAGCUUUACAAUAAAAGUGUUUGCGGGUCUGAAAUUUAUAAAAGACGUUUCUACACAGAUGAUUCAUGGACGUAUACUGACGCUCGUGAUAUUUGGGGAAUAUCCCGAAUGGGAGAGUACAGAACAUACAGCGGAGGCGGAUACAUUUUGAAGUUUGUAAAGAACAAAGCAAGUGCCUCCUUACUUUUAAGAGAGCUUAUUGAACAUAAUUGGAUCAAUCGAAAUACACGCGCUGUCUUUUUAGAAUUUACGAUGUACAAUCCAAACGUGAACCUUUUUUUAUAUGCUAUGCUACUUGCAGAGUUUCCGGAGGUUGGAAGUGUUGUCACUUGGACAGACAUUCAAGCAUUUAAGCCGAUAUUGAAUCUUUCAUCGCUUGGCUUUGGACUGGUUAUGUCAUAUACGAUAGUAUUUUUUUACUACAUUUACUUGCUUUUCAAAAUUAUUUGGAACUGGUCUACGUUUGGGUGCUUAGCAUUCAUCAAAGAGCCUUGGAACAUUGUUGAUUGCAUAAGUACCCUUCUAGCCUAUUCUUGUUUCCUGACAUUUAUAAUGAAAUUGAUAUACACAAACACGGCUAUGGAUAUGUUUUAUGAGGACAAAUUGACUGGUGCCAAUCGAUUCAUAAACUAUGGUCACAUUGUUAUUUGGGAUAAUGCUUUCAAUGUUUUCUUUGCUGCUCUUGUUUUUGCAUCAACAUUACAGAUAUUGAAAAUUUUAGGAUACAACAAACGUUUUACCGAAAUUCUAGCAGUUAUUACAAAUGCAAGAAAGGAUUUGCUUUCUUUUGGAAUUAUUUUGACGAUUUUACUAAUUGCAUUUGUUUUCUUAGCUUAUUUACUUUUUGGAUCAAGGCUAGAAAACUACAAGUCUAUAUACAUCACAUGUGGAAGUCUAGCCAACACGUUUAUUGGCAAAAACAAACUUGAUCCUCUAGUAAUUGCCUCGCCGUUGACAGCCCAAUUCUUUUACAUGACAUAUGUAUUUUUUGUCAUUAUGUUCAUGUUGACAGUUUUCUUGUCGAUCCUGAAUAACAGUAUUUCAGCAGUUCGAGCUGAGACUACCGGAGCCGCAACUUCUCUAGGAAUGUUGCACAUCGUAGAAAAUUCAAUCAGAAACUUCAUUGAGAGUGUCUUCAAACUCAAACAGAGAGAAAAAUCAGAAAAGUAUGCAGGUAACUCAUCAAAAAAGGAGAUCAAUGCUGUCAACGUCAUGACGUUAAUUCGAGAUAUUGUCACCAUUUAUGGGAAUGAAGAACUAAAGUCGAUAAAGAAAAGCAAUGGUACCGACGAAGAAACAUGUCAUCUGAUAUCAGAGGCAACCUCAAUUUCUCUCAAAAUUGAUUCUUCUAAUGGUCGUGACCUGUCGAGAGAGAACAACGAUGGAGAUGCUUUCAAAGACAGAGCCAUCUCUCGAUUUGGCGCUGUAUCCACAUCAAGUGUAGACUUUGUGUUACAUGAUUCGGACGACUCAAGCAAAUACAUUCCAAUACAAAAUUUGGCGAUGCUUUAGAAAUACAUUAGUGGACAUUACAUUUCCUUUUUAUUUUCACAUAUAAUAUUUUGAAUUUUAAGGUCACCUGAGUCACUCAGUUGACCUAUUGCAAUUGGUUUUCGUCCGUCAUCGUGCGUCGUUUGUCGUGCGUUAACGAUUUUACAUUUUUAACUUUUGGGUCAUUUGUUACCAUGUUUAGGUCACCUGAGUCACUCAGGUAACCAAUUGCUAUCUGUUUUUUGUCCGUCGUCGUUAGUCGUUCGUCAAUCGUCGUACGUCGGUCGUAAUUUUUUAAACAUGUUAGCUUCUUUUAUGGAAUCACUAAACCGAUUUCAGCCAUAAUUGGCAUAUACAUGUAGCAUUUUUGGGGUAAAGGGGAGUAAAAAUUGUGAAAUUCAUGGCCCCUUCAAGGAAACUUCCUAAAGAGGCCACAAUAUAUGUACCUUUUUACGUUUGUUUCCCUGCAGUGAGCUUCAGCCCACAACGCUCAACAUUUCAGCAGCUAAAUUUUAACACUAUGAUGCAUGAUCUCAUAAUUCUUAGUUUUUGCACUAAAAUAAAUUAUUUAAGGUUAUAAGGUAAGAAAAUCUAAUCUAGUUGUUCAAUGAAAAACUUUUAUUGAAUUUCUACAGAUAAUAUACCCCCCCCCCCCCCAAAAAAAAAAUCAUUUCUUUACCCAAUUCUGCCAAAAAUUCACAAAAUUUCAUAGUAAUGGAAAUUUCUAAAAAGUUUACUCACUAUUUUUUUUAAACAUAAAUCUUAUUAAGAGUUAUAUAUUUGCUGACAAAAAAAGUUUAUCUAAAUUGACCGGCUAGUUUUUGUUUGAUAGUCUCUUGAACAUAUAUAUCCCCAUAUUGUUUGAUUAAGAUUUACAAGCUGUUUUCCACAUUGAGAAAUGAAGCUGUAGUUAAAAUAUUUUGAAACGGUUUGGAAAGAGUCCAGGCAGUUAAUGGAGUUAUCUUGCCUUGCUUCUUCCUAAUCAUCCUUUGCUUGUUCAUAUUUAUUAUUUAAUCAUUAAGUAUACUGUAAUUUUUAAGUUGUAUGAUAAAAAGAGUAAUGUAAGUAUUUUUAUCAUUUGAAACAAAAACAGAGUUUGAACUUUCUAAAUAAACACAUAGACUUGUUAUUAGUAAAGUAAUAAUUCACUUACCAAAUCACUAAUAACAGUGUAUGUAAAAUAAUAAUUUUUGUAUAACUGCCAGAUGCAUAUGGUGAUGAUUGUUAACAAUGAUUGUUAAUGAAGGUUGAAUAUUCAAAGGCUAAAACAGGAGAAGUGAAAAACACUUUAUUGCUUUUAAAACUAUUUUUGUUUUAAGUGCUAACAGGGAGAUUUUCUUUAUGUCCCUGGAAUGGGGGAUUAAAGGUAGUUUGAAAUAAAACAUGUAGUUUAUUAAUGAAACCAUCAUGAAAGUUAACAAAAAUGGGAAAUCUAUUUUCUAUCAGAGGCUUACACGUUUUUAAUAAUAGUUCUUGCACUGUAUUAUGAUCUUUAAGAUUUUCGCCAAAAGUAUAGGUUUCCUAGUUUUCAGGCAGGGGGCUGGUCAUCAUAAUUAUAAUAUAAUUAUAAUUUUUCUACUCCACAAUAAAACUUGAUUACAAGUAUGCUAGUAAAUAACAUUCUUCAACAAGUUUGUGUAUGGGCUAUGGUACUGAGGAGACUGUUAAGGCCAAUUGGCCUCUUGUUUUGUGAUACAGGAACUUCAUACUGAAAAUUGUUCCUUUUCGUUCAUAUUUCUGUAUGUGUUUGAAAUGACGUUAUAUCUUGUAUUCAUAAGAGAUUAGCCUCGAGAAACCUCAGUACAGAAGUAUCAUUUAUCUUAGGAAACUACACCUAACGUUUCACCGGUUACCGUGUAAAGUGAAUUUUUUAACUGAUUAAUAUAGAUUAGCUGUUUGCUGACGACAGAAAGCUUUAUUUCAGCUUAUAUUUUAACUUUGUGUAGAAGCCAUUGAUUUUUCAGCUUCGUCUCCUUUAUCCGCUUUCUCUUCACUGUGUGAACUAUUUUAGUGUUUUUCCUUUUAUGAACAUGAGAUUUUUUUUACCUUAUUGUUGCCCUUCCUCUGUACAACCAUUUUUCUUUAUUAAUUAUUUAGAAAUGUUUAUACAUUUGUAAUAAUGACCGGACUACUUUUUGCCCUGUGAAUUAUAAGUUUUAUUUUUUAAAACUUAAACAACGCAAACUGUAUAGUUCAAGUACAUUUUAUAUUUAGAUAUAUUUAUUAUAUAUUAGUAUGUUGUGAACAAUAAUAAAUUGCAAC